This is a messenger RNA of Echinococcus granulosus, 1782 nucleotides long. Its product is annotated as Membrane-bound O-acyltransferase domain-containing protein. The coding region runs from base 1 to 1782 and encodes 593 amino acids. Gene Ontology annotation, cellular component: membrane. Lineage: Eukaryota; Metazoa; Platyhelminthes; Cestoda; Cyclophyllidea; Taeniidae. Gene Ontology annotation, molecular function: acyltransferase activity. Gene Ontology annotation, biological process: lipid modification. The record is from RefSeq and is a predicted model, not a curated record. The transcript has 2 exons.
AUGACUGUUAAUAAUACCUCCCUUCUACCUCAAAACAGAGGUCUCACCUUGCCAUCAUCUCCUCUCACAACAACCACCACCACCGCUGCCUUGAAUGGCUCUAGUCAUACAAACUUCCACAUCUUCGAUAUCCUCGUCGGUCUAGUAAUGGGUGUGACCAUCGAACACGGCACUGGUCGCUCUGUCAAAGAUCGGUUUUACGCCGGAUCCCGUCUCCUACAACCAGUCACUAACUGGUCCGGUAUUCCCAUCGAUAUGAUCAAUUUCGUGGUAGCAAGUUUUGCUAGCCUCCCUCUGGCUCUCAUCAUGCGCUACGGAUUACCCCCCUCCCGCGUGCGUCCGCUCUUCCGGGCUAUCACUGAAAUUCUCCUCGGUGCUGGAGUGGUUAUCUUCUGCUUUGGAAUGCAACUCCGGGUCCUUCUGCUUCAAUCCUGUGUGGCUUACGUAAUCCUCCUUUUCUGCCGACACGACCGUCUCGUUACACCCAUCGCCGUAACUACUUGGUCCCUUCUCUAUCUUAUGCUAAUCCAUCAGUGUCGUCUCUACUACGACUACGAAGGUUACACACUAGAUAUAUCCGGCGCCGUAAUGUUGCAGACACAGCGUCUUUCUAGUCUCGCGUUCAAUCUCUACGACGGCGUACGUAUCGCAAAAGCGUUAGUUUCUGACGCAACUUACAAGACCCCCAAUGACGACGCCCAUGUGGAUGGCAAGAAUGACCCCAAAAGAGCAAUUGUUGAAGAAGGUGGGCCCACUCUCAUGCCCUCUAGUCGAGAAUGUGCCGUCGCGAAGAUGCCAGGACCGAUAGAGUUUGCCGCCUACUGCAUGUACUUCCACGGCGUAUGUAUUGGCCCGUUUGUGUUCUUCAAGGACUACCAAAACUACCUACAUGGAUAUGAAAAUAAACACUUGCCUCCCAUCCCAUUUUGUCGCCUCUGCUACCUUACUCUACGCUUGGCGGUCUAUGGCCUCACUUAUGCUGUGUUGUUCAAUCGCAUUCCUGUCAAUUUUAUCAAUCAUGGGGCCUUUCAGGAGCUUUCGUUAUUGGGCCAGACAAGCUACAUGUUCGCGGCGUUUAUAGUCGCUCGCUUAAAGUACUACUUCGGUUGGUGCCUUGCUGAGAUGCUGGGCAUCUGCGCAGGCAACGGCUACACCGGAGUCGAUCCUGAGACCCGAACCACCCUUUGGGCCAACGUGCACAACUUUGACUUCUUCCAAGUUGAGACUGCACCUAAUCUGAAGGUCCUAAUCGACGCGUGGAACAUCGGGACGGUUCGAUGGUUACGCGAAGUAGUCUACUUUCGUGCCCCGCUGCGCUUCCGCACUAUACUCGUCUUCCUCGUCUCUGCAUUUUGGCACGGUCUCUACCCCGGCUACUACCUCAUGUUUACCACUUUUGCUCUCUUCACGUACACUUCCCGAACUUGGCGUCGAAAUGUUCGUCCACUCGUAUUGGGAGCUGAGUCACCGAGUCUUCAGUGCUUCUACGAUUUCUUCACCCUACUUAUCACUCACUUUGCUAUGGAGUACGCACAAGCUCCUUUCCAUCUUCUUGGGUUUUUGCCCUCGAUUUCGCUGUGGACGAGGUUUCUUUUUGUGCCGCAUAUCAUUGGAGUGGUAGUGAUUGUCGCUGUAGCAAGGACGGUUCGCUACUUCAAGGCGGUUGUGGAGGCGCGGGUGUCCAGGCGCCAGCUCUCGACUGCAUCUCACAUCGGCGUUGGUGGCGUCGGUGUCGUAGAUCAUCGUGCCGAUUGCGUGACAAUUCAUGACUGUAACGAUUGA